CUGACGUAAGAGACUGCAAGAUAUGAAAUGAAACUUGUUUAACAGUAUCGUAACAUUUGUCGAAACAGCGAGAAAAUAUUCGAAAGGCGGGCAGUAUUUCCUGCAGCUGUUUUAGAUGAGAAUGUCAUUAGCACAGAGGGUUUUAAUGACUUGGCUCUUUACCUUGCUCUUCUUAAUUGUGUUGGUCCUGAAAUUGGACGAUAAAGCUCCUUGGAACUGGAUCCUCAUAUUCAUCCCGCUCUGGAUUUUUGAUACCAUUUUGUUAAUGAUGUCGAUCGUAAAGAUUAUAGGGAGAUGCAAAUCGGGCUAUGACAGGAACAGUAAUAAUCUCAAGAAGGAAGUCUGGUAUUUCUGCGCCAUGCUGCUUAAACUAAGUUUUCUGUUGGCACUGAGUGCCAGACUGGAACAUUUCUCACAAAUGAAACUCACUUUCGUUUUUAUACCACUUUGGCUCUUGCUCAUCGGAGCAGUUGGUGAUUUAGUCUAUAAUAUGUAUUCUAUGAGACAAGAUUAAUGGAGGGUCUAUAGGCUUUUGUUGUCAUCCUAAUCAUUGCCCAAGCAUCAGUGAAUGAUGCAGGACUCCACAAAAAUAUACCGAAAAGCUUACUGAACAGUGUAUUUCAACU
Messenger RNA from Rhincodon typus (whale shark), 626 nucleotides. RefSeq names its product transmembrane protein 60 (gene tmem60). The coding region runs from base 116 to 514 and encodes 132 amino acids. Lineage: Eukaryota; Metazoa; Chordata; Chondrichthyes; Orectolobiformes; Rhincodontidae. The transcript has a single exon. The record is from RefSeq and is a predicted model, not a curated record.